CCCCCAAAACGGUAGCAAGGAUCGAGACAGCAGGGAAGCACUUGCUUCCGUUUCGGUUCGCGGCACAUUUUUGCGGGCUUUAUCGAACCAAAAACCGGUUAAUAUCGAUCGGCAGUCUAUGUUCCGUCCGUCGGUUCGUCCGAAUUCGCGUGAUCCGUAGAUUUGACGCUUUUCCGUUUGUUCGCGGUUGACCGCCUAUUCUUCUGUUCUACUGUUUCGGGUCGCGUGGCCACCACACCAAUUCACACGAAUUGUGAUGCUCUACGAUUCGUUACUACGGUUACGGCGAGCAACAACAACAACUCUCCAUGAUGGUGGUCGUCGCAGUGAGCACGUUUCGCCAGUUCGCGGUCAAGUUCAAUGGAACCGGUGGUGGAACUGCGCUGAACGUAGUAGGCGGCGGCGGCAUCGGCAGCAACAACAGUGUUUCAGCGAUAAAAAGCGGCAUCCGUGAGCAGCUGCUUAGUAGACCCCGUUACUGCACUACUACUACUGGUGGUGGUGGUGGAGGUGGCACCAUCGUCGUGAGCACCAGAACCUGCAGUAGCAGCUCACGUACUUCCGCCAGUGCCUUCGCUGGAGCAGCAACUGCGGCGGGCAAUGGCUUCGUUCUGCGGGGAAAUGUCACCGACGACGGUCGUUCAUCGCAGCAACCGCAGCGAAGGACACUUUACGGGCAGUCGCUCAAGCUGAAUUUGCUCAGCGAAAUCUACUGCCAUGGCAAGCUGCUCGAGACGGUCCAGAUGGCGAGCAUCUAUCCGGACUCGAAGACCUUCGUCGACAUGAAGAUGAAGAAGACGCCCAACGAGACGUUGGCCGCGUUCAACGAUUUCAUGGAGCAGAAGAAAGAAGCGCCGACCACGGCCGAAAUCAAGGAGUGGGUCGAGACGAUGUUCGAGAAACCGGGAGCCGAAUUCGAGGAAUGGAUCCCCGACGACUGGAUCGAGAGUCCCCGUUUCCUGCAGAACAUCAAGGAUCUCGACCUGCGCGACUUUGCCAAGAAGCUGAACGGCGUGUGGCACCAGCUGGGCCGCAAGAUGAUCGCGGACGUUGGCAUCAAUCCAGAACAGUAUUCCAUCAUUCACGUUGACCAUCCGGUGAUUGUACCAGGAGGUAGAUUUAGAGAAUUCUAUUACUGGGACUCGUACUGGAUUGUGCAGGGACUGCUACACUCGGAGAUGUACAAGACGACCCGUGGAAUGUUGGAAAACUUCCUUUCCAUUGUUCAGCGGUACGGCUUCAUUCCGAACGGUGGUCGCAUCUACUACAGCAUGCGAUCGCAGCCACCGCUACUGUGCGGAAUGGUCAAGUCCUACGUGGACACCACCAAGGACACCCAGUUUGCCAUGGACGCCGUGGAGACACUGGAGCGGGAAUUCGAAUUCUUCAUGAACAACUACGUUGUGGAGGUGAACGGACACCAACUAGCUGCAUACGGAUACAAAUCGAGCGGGCCGCGGCCCGAGUCCUACCGCGAGGAUGUAAUCAGUGCUCAAGUGUUCGACAAGGAAGAAGACAAGCAGGAUUACUAUUGCGAAUUGAAAGCAGCGGCUGAAAGUGGAAUGGACUUUUCCAGCCGAUGGUUCAUCAAGGACGGAACAAAUCAGGGAAAUCUAACAGAUCUGAAGUGCCGAUCGAUCAUUGCCGUAGAACUUAACGCGAUCCUUUACUGGAACGCGAAAAUCAUUUCGGAAUUCUAUGCACUCAAAAACGACACCCAGAAGGCGCAGCUGUACGAAGCGAAGGCCGAACAGAUCAAGAAAGCCAUCGACGCAGUACUGUGGAACGAGGACGAAGGAGCCUGGUUGGACUACGAUCUGAUCAACAAGAAACACCGGCACUACUUCGUCCCGACCAAUCUGUCGCCGCUCUGGAUGGGAUGUUACAAUAAGGAUGACACUAGCCUACCGAAGAAGAUAUUGGCCUACAUCGAGCGGAACGAGCUGGACAAAUACCCGGGAGGAGUGCCGAACACGAUGGCCGACACCAACGAGCAGUGGGACUUCCCGAACGUGUGGCCACCGAUGCAGCACAUGCUGAUCGUAGGCCUGGACGGCCUGAACAGCCAGGAAGCGAAGGAUCUGGCGUUCAAGUGGGCCCAACGGUGGGUGCGCGGAAACUACCUGGCGUUCAACGAGACGCACGCCAUGUUCGAGAAGUACAGCGCAGUCGAGUUGGGCGGCCAUGGAGGCGGCGGCGAGUACGAGGUCCAAACCGGAUUUGGCUGGUCCAACGGUGCCGUAAUGGAUCUGAUGAACAAAUAUGGCGACCGGCUAACGACAGAUGACAGCAAAAACGCUGGAGGAGGUGCACUGGUGUCAUAUUCGGUGAACACGGGUAUUAUAGCGACAAUCGUCGCUUUCGUCGUAGGAAUAUUCGGGUCAGAAACAACUCGAUGAUUUUAGUAAAAUUUUUGUGUUGACUAAGCCUGAAUUUGUGUGCCACUAGAAGCGAUUGCGCCCGUAUAUCUCAUCAAAAUCAUUCCAUUCUAGGAUAGCAAAGCGUGAUAUUGUAAACCUACACGGAGAGACGAAACUACCCAAAAGUGAGUUCUUUCCACCCAACUUCGGGGUUGCGUGCGUCAAGCCAAUUUUGAGUUGAUGGAAUCGAUGUUUUUGUUGGGUUGUUCCCGCUUGCUUCCAUGUAAAAAAAAUACCUAAUUUUAAGUUUUUUCCACCCAACCGAAAUUUUGACUAGGUUGUAUUCACUCAAAUUUGAGUACUGUGCUAGAAACUCAAUUUUGGCUUGACGCACGGAACUGCAAAAGUUGGGCUGUUUCUCUCUUCACUCUCUGACAACAACAGAAAGAGCGCAUGAAAAGGGAGAUGAAAAAGAACUCAAAAUUGAGUUUAAAAGUACCUAAUUUUGAGUUUUUCAGUUUCUCCGUGUAAGGCAUGAUCCGUGAUUACCAAAUCCAACAACCGUUGAAUGUUUCUCGUUUCGUCGUUUAAGAAACAAGUCAAGAUUCACUACGGCGCCAUACAAAGUUCCUUUAUAGUUUCGUGCAUUAUAACCUUCUGCAACAGUUACCUUACAUAUAUGUACACGCAUAUUUUGAGUCGUAACAAAAUAUUGUCGUAGACAUGUCACAACAGUAUUUCGCCCAAUUAUGAUUAUUGUCUUAUUUUAUUAUUUAUUCUUUCGAUACAGCAUCUUCCGUCGAUUUUUCGGUCGGUAAGUCCCCGUUGAGUGCAUAUUUAGCCAAAUUAAGAAUUAAUUUAAUAAUAAAUUUACCAAUAAUUAAAAAAA
Messenger RNA from Aedes albopictus (Asian tiger mosquito), 3249 nucleotides. RefSeq names its product trehalase. The transcript is spliced from 7 exons. The record is from RefSeq and is a predicted model, not a curated record. Gene Ontology annotation, molecular function: alpha,alpha-trehalase activity. Bases 309 to 2399 code for a protein of 696 amino acids. NCBI's taxonomy places the organism in Eukaryota, Metazoa, Arthropoda, Insecta, Diptera, Culicidae. Gene Ontology annotation, biological process: trehalose catabolic process.